Messenger RNA from Eublepharis macularius, 4232 nucleotides. It is a transcript of the gene SNX29, whose product is annotated as sorting nexin 29. Bases 76 to 2430 code for a protein of 784 amino acids. NCBI's taxonomy places the organism in Eukaryota, Metazoa, Chordata, Lepidosauria, Squamata, Eublepharidae. The transcript has 21 exons. Gene Ontology annotation, molecular function: phosphatidylinositol binding. The record is from RefSeq and is a predicted model, not a curated record.
GUUUCUUGGAGGGCGGCGGGGAGCGGCGGGCGGCCGGAGUCUGCGCCUGGGUGCCGAGCGGGGCUGGAGGGCGCCAUGAGCGGGCUGCAAAACAAUGUUGACAGAAGACAGUUUCUGCUGGAGAGGUUAUUGGAUGCAGUGAAACAGUGUCAGAUCAGAUUUGGAGGAAGGAAAGAGAUUGCUUCUGAUUCGGAUAGUAGAGUUACAUGCCUGUGCGCUCAGUUCGAAUCUGUGCUCCAGCAUGGUUUGAAGAGGACCCGGGGAUUAGCCUUAACUGCAGCAGCCAUUAAACAGGCAGCAGGCUUCUCCAGUAAAAUGGAAAUGGACCCUGUGUUUUGGUAUUAUGUGAAAGAAGUUCUUAACAGGCACGAACUCCAGCGCUUCUACUCUCUGAAGAACAUUACAACAGACACUGGCAGGGGCCGUGCCUGGCUGCGCUGUGCACUGAACGAGCAUUCCUUGGAAAGAUACUUCCUUAUGUUGCUGGCGGAUAAGGAUCGACUUAGUGUCUUCUAUGAAGACUGGUCUUUCAUGAUGGAUGAAGAACGCUCCAGUAUGAUCCCUACCAUGGCAGCUGGUCUGAAACCGAUUCUUUUUGCUGUCAACAUCGAUAACAAGGAUUUAAAUGGACAAAGCAAGAGCACUUCCACAGUAUCACACCUUCUCAAGGAAUCCACGCAGAACGUUACCUCAUUGCUGAAAGGAUCAACUCAAGGGGUUAGCAGCCUUCUUCGGGAGAUCACAGCAUCUUCCCCCGUUUCAAUUCUAAUCAAGUCUGAUCAGGACGCUGACCUAUCGCCUGUUUUUCCAAAGAGCACGAGUGGUGAUUUGAAUUAUGGAAAUGUUGGAAGGAGAAGGAGGAAAGUCAAUAUAAUUUCAUUUGAUGACAAGGAAGAUGAACCAAAUCUGGGCAACAUCUUACGGGUAACCGUUGCAGGUGGAAACUUGGAAGAGAACUCCGACCGAUCUUCAGGCCACAUCCUGUCUUCCUCUGCCCCCCUAGUUAAAUUGAAUGGGAACCAGGCGAUGCCUUCAUUAAAAAAUGAAUCCACGCAUCUAAACGGAGACUCGAGUUUCCAGAAGUUGGACGUUAAAAGCAUAGAUGAUGACGAUGAUGAUAAUGACGAUGAGAUCUAUGGCAAAGCGCUACAAAUCCACAGCUUAGCAGAAAAUACAGACUCUUGUGGAAAACCCUUGCAGGGUGUUACAAGCAACUCAGCGGUCAGCACUUGGACUCCUCUGCAGGCCCUGAACGAUGAUUCUGAUGUGUUGUUUCCCGUCCGUGCAGUUGGCUCUUGCUCUCCAACUGAUAACCUGGAGAACGGAGAUGGGCAUGAAAGUGCUAAUUUCAUGGUUGAAUUGGAUCAAAGGAACGCCGAACUGCUCUACAGGGGAGAAGUUAGCCCUCGUGACCAAGAGAACCCCUUAAACGAUCUGUUGCCAUCAGCCACCGUGCCAGAAUCCAUGACAGUUGCUGAGCUUCGGCAAGCCAUUGUGGCCAUGAUGUCUAGAAAGCAUGAACUGGAAGAGCAGAGCAGAUCUCUGCGGAACUUGCUCGACGGAGAAAUGGAACACUCUGCUGGUCUGCGUCAGGAAAUAGACAACCUGAAGAAGAAAGUUUCGGAGCAGGAAGAGCGCUAUUCAGUGAAGACCCAGGCCUUGGCAAGAGAAAAUGAGGUCCUAAAAGUACAACUAAAGAAAUAUGUUGGAGCUGUCCAGAUGCUGAAAAGGGAAGGUCAAACUGCAGAAGUGCUGCCAAAUCUUUGGAAUGUGGAGAGCGAAUUUAGCAUUCCUGAACAAAAACAAGUGGAAAAUAAUGAAGAACUAGCCAACUCCUAUGAGAGAAAGCUGAUUGAGGUGGCAGAAAUGCACGGAGAGCUGAUAGAGUUCAAUGAGAGGCUGCAUCGGGCUUUAAUGGCGAAGGAAGCACUUGUGUCACAGAUGAGACAGGAACUCAUAGACCUGAGAGGACCGGUUCCUGGAGAUCUCAGCCAAACAUCAGAAGACCAGAGUCUGUCAGAUUUUGAAAUAUCAAAUCGAGCUCUUAUAAAUGUAUGGAUCCCUUCAGUUUUUCUCCGUGGAAAAGCAGCGAAUGCAUUUCAUGUUUACCAGGUAUAUAUCAGGAUAAAAGAUGACGAAUGGAACGUUUAUCGAAGAUACACAGAAUUCAGAAGCCUACAUCACAGACUACAAUCAAAAUAUCAUCAAGUGAGAAGUUUCAACUUUCCACCAAAAAAGGCCAUUGGAAACAAGGACGCCAAGUUUGUGGAGGAACGGCGGAAACACCUUCAGAAUUACCUGAGAAAUGUUAUGAAUAAAGUAAUCCAGACUGUGCCAGAAUUCACUGCCAAUCCUAAAAAAGAGACUCUUAUCCAACUGAUGCCCUUUUUUAUCAGGAACGCAGUGGAACGGAGUUCUGGCACCUCUUGAAAAUGGUCACAUGGCCGGUGGCCCCGCCCCCUGAUCUCCAGACAGAGGGGAGUUUAGAUUGUCAUCCGCACUGCUCUAGUGCGGACCAUUUUUUCCGAGGGUGAUUUAAACUUUUAAAAACUCCCCCCUUGUUCCAGCUGACCCAAAGUGACGUCAUUGUGCAGUCCUGAGUUCCACCACUGAGUUCCACCACCUCUUUUCCCAGGAAAAAAGCCCUGAUAAAACCAAUAUUUUAAAACUGCAGAAAAACAACAGUAAAUUGAGCUAAUUCCCAAAUGCUGAGCUGAGCAAAAAUUGCCUGCAUGAGAAAAGAGAUCCCGAGCCUGCAUGAACUUUUCAAGGAAGCACAUUCCACAACUCUAGGAGGCACCACGGAAAAGGUCCCGCUUUUGCUAGGUGAGAAACAUGAUCAUUCUAAAGGAUGUAAUCGGGAGGGCAGCUUUAUUGGCAGUUCUGCCCACCAUGUUGUAAUGUCCCUCUAUCUACUGCAACUUCUAAACAAACUUUCUGUGGCUGAAUACCUAAAAUUUUGUACGGAGAUUCCUCAGGGCUGAAGAGUGGUAACUUAGGGCCAAAGGCAAAAAUGGUCUUGGGCCCUCCUCUUGCACACUCCCCCAUUCUGUCAAUAGACAACAUGGUUAAUUUAACUUCAUGAAAUAUUAAUGCAACACAUGCAUUGUAUAGUUUAGCAUGUUGUAUUUAAAGAUGAUAAACUUAUUAAUCAACAUGAAUUAACUAGGGAAUAGGCUUCCUAUUGAUUCUGUAAGUCACCUGAAGAUCAAAGGUGAAGGAGCAGAUCAGAGCAACCUUGGUUGACCUCUAACCUUAGGCAGUAUGAAGCAGUGCGUUGGGGACCCUCAAUCUGAUGGGGACCCAGAUCAGUUUGAUCUCUCUCCUCCACAUACACCUGCCUUCCGUCCUUUAUUUGUUUAUUAGCAUCCCUUUUCUCCGCAAUGGGGACCCAAAGCUGCUUCUAUCAUUCUCCUUUCCAUUUCUUCCUCACAGAGAGUGUGACUGCCCCAAAGUCACACAGCAAUCUUCCAUCACAGAGUGGGGAUUUAAACCUGAGCCUUCCAGAUCCUAGUCCAAUGCUCUAACCACUACACAUGUUGGCUGUCCAUUACUCCUUUGAGAAUAAUGUUGUGUAAUGUACAUGCUCCAAGGAGUAGUGGCACUUGCCACCCAUCCCCAUUCAUUGCCUGAAAAAAAAAUUUGGCCCUGGACUUCCAUGGAGUCCUUCAGGGGAUUUCCUUAGCAUGCUGUUCCUCACUUAACCUUUGGAGAAGGGUCUUGGUUUGGGAGGGGGGGUGUUGUUUCCUUUUCCUGAGGCCAGAAUUAUCUCUUGCCUCUCCUAUCCUAAUGUUUGUUGAAAAGAAUGACAAUUUAUUUGGAAGCUGACAUCUUGGAAACAAGUUAGUUUAUAUAUGAAGUAAGUAAAACAGACGUAGAUUUCGUUCUCUUGGGAUGAUUUAUUCUGAUCACAGUAUUUGAGGAUUUUUAACCCCAUAAUGCAUCAUUUUGUAUCCUUGCCCGUUAUCAUAUCUGCAGAGAGAAGAACACCAAUACUUUCCUCUCCUCCUGCAUCCGAGUCCCUGGAUCAGCACAAAAUUCAGUAAAUUGCACCAGUGUGCAAUUUACUGAAUUUCAGCUGUGCUAUUGGACAUGCCACCAGGUCAGAUGCAGCUCCUCCCUUUGUGAGUGCCCCAGAUCAGUUAUAUGCACUCCAUGGCUCAUGGAGGUCCAUCAGCCAAAAGAACCACAUUUACUUACAUACCUAGCAUCAGGGCUUUUUUUCAGCAGGA